Knipowitschia caucasica is the source of this 324-nucleotide messenger RNA. The record is from the annotation of a GenBank genome assembly. Lineage: Eukaryota; Metazoa; Chordata; Actinopteri; Gobiiformes; Gobiidae.
AUGGAGGACGUGCCCAUUGUCCUGGUCCUGAGAGUGUUUACCGGGCUCCGGAGCCUGUUUCCAUGGCAACGCAAGGUGGAGCGGGCGGGGGGUGGAUGGGGGGCUGGAUGGGUGGUGGAGGGGGGGUGGAUGGGUGGUGGAGGGGGGGUGGAUGGGUGGUGGAUGGGGGUAGAUGGGUGGUGGAUGGGUGGUGGAUGGGUGGUGGAUGGGGGGUGGAGGGGGGGUGGAUGGGUGGUGGAUGGGGGUAGAUGGGUGGUGGAUGGGUGGUGGAUGGGUGGUGGAUGGGUGGUGGAUGGGGGGUGGAUGGGUGGUGGAUGGGGGUAG